This is a messenger RNA of Penicillium macrosclerotiorum, 2139 nucleotides long. Its product is annotated as glutamate--tRNA ligase GUS1. The coding region runs from base 1 to 2139 and encodes 712 amino acids. Gene Ontology annotation, molecular function: glutamate-tRNA ligase activity; ATP binding. Gene Ontology annotation, cellular component: cytosol; cytoplasm; methionyl glutamyl tRNA synthetase complex. NCBI's taxonomy places the organism in Eukaryota, Fungi, Ascomycota, Eurotiomycetes, Eurotiales, Aspergillaceae. The record is from RefSeq and is a predicted model, not a curated record. The transcript has 5 exons. Gene Ontology annotation, biological process: glutamyl-tRNA aminoacylation; translation.
AUGACCCAGUUCGAAUUGACUGUGGCUACCCGCAGCAACCAUGCUGCUUUGCUGCCGGUGAUUCUCAUUGUUACCUCAAUUAACGCAGCCCGCCCUUCUCCCGUGAUCAACAUCAACUAUGAAGAUACUGCGCUCCUCAGCGAGGGUGACAAGGCUGUUCUCCAGCUUUUCAAUGGAUCCAAUUCCGUCUUUGGCACUAUUGAUGCCAUUAAAGAGCUCUGUGCUCAGUUCCCCUACCUGAAUGGCAAGGAUAGCAAGCUGGAGGACGAAUGGAUCUCUCAGCUAGACAGCUUCACUACUUUUGACUUCAAGGCUCUCGACCCUCUACUCCAGCACCUCGACACUCACCUUCUCUUGCGCUCUUUCGUCGUCGGAUACUCCCUCUCCACUGCCGACAUUGCUUUGUGGGGUGCCCUCCGCGGGAACCGCGUCGCCGUUGCUGCCCUGAAGAAGGGAUCCCUUGUCAACCUGACCCGCUGGUAUCGGUUCUUGGAGGAGCUGUGCCCCUGGGCUACUGCUGCCUUGGAGUCACUGACCGCCGCUGCCCGGGAGAAGAAGAGUGCAAAGUCUAAGGAGGGAGCUAGCUACGACAUUGCCCUUCGUAACACCGAGAACGGUGUCGUUACUCGCUUCCCCCCAGAGCCUUCUGGAUAUCUUCACAUCGGACACGCGAAGGCCGCGCUCUUGAACGAUUACUUCGCUCAUGAGAAGUACAACGGCACCCUUCUUCUCCGAUUCGACGACACCAACCCGUCCAAUGAGAAGCAGGAGUUCCAAGAUGCUAUCGUUGAGGACCUUGCCCUCAUGGGUAUUAAGCCCAACAAGGUGUCAUACACCAGUGACUACUUUAAUGAGCUUUACGAUUACGGUCUCACAAUGAUCAAGACUGGUAAGGCCUAUGCCGAUGAUACCGACAAGGAGACCAUGGCCGCCCAGCGUUGGGACGGACUGCCCAGCCAGCGUCGUGAGCUCUCUCCCGAAGAGAGUCUGGCCCGCUUCGAGGAGAUGAAGAAGGGCACUCCCGAGGGUCUUCGCUGGUGCAUUCGUGCCAAGAUUUCGGUUGAUGAUAAGAACAAGGCCAUGCGAGAUCCUGUCAUCUACCGCUGCAACCCGGCUCCUCACCAUCGUACCGGCACUAAAUGGAAGAUUUACCCUACUUACGACUUUGCUUGCCCUGUCGUUGACUCCAUGGAAGGCGUCACCCACGCUCUCAGAACUAUCGAGUACCGUGAUCGCAAUCCACAGUAUGAGUGGAUGCUGAACGCUCUCAGCCUCCGUCACGUCCAGGUCUGGGACUUUGCCCGCAUGAACUUCAUUCGGACUCUUCUCUCCAAGCGUAAGCUGACCAAGCUUGUGGAGAGCGGUGUUGUUUGGGGCUGGGAUGAUCCUCGCUUCCCUACUAUCCGCGGUAUUCGCCGCCGUGGUAUGACCAUUCCUGCCCUGCGCGAGUUCAUCCUCAAGCAGGGUCCUUCAAAGGCAGUUACCCUCUUCGACUGGGCUUUGAUCUGGGCCACCAACAAGAAGUACAUUGACCCCGUCGCCCCUCGCCACACCGCUGUUGUGGACAAGGAUGUUGUUAAGGCUACUAUUACCAACGGCCCUUCCACUCCCUACACUGAGGAGAAGGCCAAGCACGCCAAGAACGCCGCAGUUGGCAUGAAGACAGUUGCCUUCAGCUCUGAUGUUGUUCUUGAGCAGGCUGAUGCUAAGCUGUUCAAGCAAGAUGAGGAGAUUACUCUUAUGAACUGGGGCAAUGCCUUCGUCCGCAAGAUCACUGCUGAUGCCAAUGGCACCAUCACCAACCUUGAGCUCGAGCUAAACCCUACUGGUGAUGUGAAGAAGACGGAAAAGAAGGUCACUUGGUUGGCCACUGGCAGCCCUGAACUGAUACCUGUUGAGCUUGUCGACUUCGAUUACCUGCUCAAGAAGGACUCGCUCAGCGAGGAUGACGUUCUUGAGGACGUUCUCAACUACAAUACCGAGUUCCGUGACUCUGCCCUGGCUGAUAACAAUGUUGCCAAGCUCCAAGUUGGUGAUAUCAUCCAGUUCGACCGCAAGGGCUUCUACCGCAUGGACCGUGCCUUUGCACCUGGCAAGCCGGCUGUGUUCUUCAACAUCCCUACUGGCAAGGCCAAAUAG